AUGGAGAUGCUGCAUAGAGAAAGACGAAUUGACUGUUUCCCUGGAACCUUUUCUUACUCCAAGACUAAAGAAAACUGCGAAGCUGCUGGAUGUUGUUGGGAUAAUUCUCAAUCCUAUUGCUAUCAUUCUCAUCCUACAGCUUACGUUUACAAAUUAAUCUCAAGAAAUAUGUCAGAAGAAGGUACUAUGGAUAUUUUACUGUUAUCUGCUUUUAACAAGACCGUGAUGGGUGAAGCAGUUUCUGAAACUGAAAGAAUUCGAAUAGCAUACUUGUCCUCACAUCACUUGGAGAUAAUCCUAGGAAGCAAUUCUAAAUUUAAUUCUCUUGAUUAUUUGAAUUUCAACCAUCACGUAAGAAAAGAAAAUGUUAGCUACGAAAUAACAAUCAAUGACAAACCUUAUUUUCACUUCAAAGUUUACAGAAAAAAUUCCAGAAAUGUCCCUAUUUUUAAUACUUUUCAUGGACCUCUUAUUAUAAGUGAAGGCUUGACAGAAGUAACUUCGUUAUUACCCUCAUUUAAUUUAUAUGGAAUCGGCCAGUAUCCAAAAAAUUCUUUCCAGCAUAAUUUGAAAUCAACGAAACGUGUCCUGCUCUUCGCUAGAGAAGAAUUCGAAAAUGAAAGCGAGCCUCGUGAUUACUUUACUUCAGGUGUCCAUCCGUUCUAUUUAGUUGUAGAGUCAGAUGCAAGAAGUCAUGGUGUGCUGCUCUUAAGCACUUCUCCGAUAAGCAUCACAACUAGUGGAGCCCCAGCGAUUACAUUUCGAACUACUGAAUCUUUUCUUCGUUUUCAUAUUUUCUUAGGACCAACGCCAAAAGAUGUUAUUCGACAGUUAACCGAGUACGUUGGAAAACCGUCUAUGCCUCCGUUAUGGUCUCUUGGCUAUCAUUCUUGUAGAGAAACCGACAGCUUGAACGAUGUUGUAUCGUACUUGAAUUUCACAAUAAACGAAAAUAUACCCCAUGAAUCUGACUGUGGUAGUUCUCAAUUGUUGGAAUCUGCAUUCACUGCUAAUAGCAAAAUUUCACACGAUUUUCUAUCACUUUAUAAGUUUCUUAAGUCAACUAACAGAAAAUUUGUUCUCUUUCAGGAUUCUCAAGUGAACUUUAAUGAAGACAAUUGCUCAACUCAGCUUUCAGACCGUAUAUAUGUAAUGUCUAAUAUAUCUAGGAAAUUAAUAACUGGUUUUCUACCAAAUGGGCUUGAAGUAACAUAUCCAGAUUUCUUCAGUGAUCAAAUUAUUUCUUGGCUACAGAAAAAUUUCAAAAAGCUUUCGAAAAUGUUCAAAUUUGAUGGUUUAUUUUUUCAACGAAAUACACCGGUAAACUUCAGUUCUUCCAAAGAAACAACUUGCUCUGACAAUAAUGACAUGAAUGGGUCUUCUAACUUAUUAUGGAAUAAUUUAUCUAUUGGAACACUAAGCAUGGCCGCAGUACAUAGCAACAAUAUACCUCAUUUAUUUCUCCACAAUAUUUAUGGUUAUAAGAGCACACUUCAAGUACAAUCUUCACUUGAUAACAUCUCACACUUUGUAAGACGGAGAAAGUUCUUAUCAAGCGCAUCUACGUUCAUCGGUAGUGGCACUUAUUCUAGCUCCUGGGGUGGAUUAGUUUCAGGUUCAUGGAAAAGUCUUAAGCAAUCAGUCAUACAGAUGCUCGAUUUCAGCUUGUUUGGUAUGCCUCUGACUGGGAUACCAGUUUGUGGGACAAGUGGCGUUAUCGAUACAGAACUGUGCUCUCGUUGGCUUCAAUAUGCUGCCUUCCAGCCCCUCUUACUAACUCACAGAAUGGACGGAAAUGAAUUAUUUCUUCAUAAUCCCAGAUUAGCUUCAGUUGCUCGAAAUAUGAUAGGUUUGCGAUAUUCUUUGCUACCUUACCUUUACACUUUAUUCUAUUACUCCGCCAAAUACGGAGACACUGUUGUGAGACCAUUGUUCUUUGAAUUUCCAAACGUUACCCAAACAUAUGUUAUUGAUGAACAAUUUCUUUGGGGUCCUGCGCUUUUAGUAUCUCCAAUUCUACAACCCUCUGCUUCAGAGAUUCGAGUUUUCUUCCCACCAGGUUGCUGGUAUGACAUGUACACUGGGAAAAUGAUACAAUCAAAAUCAGGUCAUUAUCAAAGCAUAAUGGUUUUUGACCAAAUACCAUUACAUAUCAGGGGAGGUCAAAUAAUUCCAAGCCAGUCGUCUGAUUUAACCACAGAAUCAACCCGGAUGAAAAAUUAUAUCUUCACAGCAGCCUUUGAUUGUUACAACUUCAACAAUGAAAACAUUAAUGACUAUGUAAAAACUUGGGCUUAUGGUGAAUUAUAUAUCGAUGAUGGAAUUUCAGAAGAUUCCAUUAGAAAUGAGAGUUAUUUAUUAGUUGCAGUUGUGAUAAAGGGAAAAAAUAUAACAAUUGAUCCCAAAAUAGAUGGACUCAAAAUUUUACAUGAUAUACGUAUGGGAUCUACGAUUCUCAACACUUUCUAUUUAUUUGGCAUUUUCGAGAAACCUUCAAAUUUUUUUAUUGACUUCUUUUGGUGCGACCAUACUUACAGCAGCGAAUUGCGAGCCGUUAUUCUCAAAGAUAUUAAUCUCGAUUUACAUGUGCCUCAUUUUAUUUACUGGGACUAAAUCACAUUAAAAAAUUCGCAUAUUUUAGGGAUAAGACAUUAAAAGACAUAUUUUAGAGAUAAAAUAUUUAAAGACAUAUUUUAGGAAUGAGACGGAGAUAGUCAAAGAAAAUAUCGCAAUCGGUCAGAUUUUUUUUUCCGCAGUAGGAGGCAAUGAAUAUCAUACCUGAACUAUCAAUAUUUAGAACUCUAUUUUAUUUCUAUUGUAUUUAUACUGUAUUUUUACUGUACUUUUAUUUCGCUACUAGAAAGCACUCAAGUCAUUUUAGGCUCUUUAAAAAGAAACUCUCGCGUACACAAUUCCAAUAAACUGCACUUAAAAAGUUAGCAUUUAAUCCUUUUAUCGCUGUCAUUAGAAAAAUUAACUGAAUAAGAAACAAUAAUUAAAUAUGGAGAAAAUAUACCUAGUGUAAUAAAAAAAAUAUGAGCCUAGUAAAUAAAAAGAAUAUACGCAUGUAAAGUCCUAGUGCUUUCUAAUCUUAUCUGGUUCAUUAACUUACUAAGUGUGCAAAAUGGCAUUGCUGUUGUUAGCGAUUAAUCGUCCAUACACAGCUGAGAAAAACACAAAAACUAGUGAAACCCAUGCAAAGGAUUUGUUAAAUUCUAAUUCUUGUAAAGUAGUGUAAAACUGAAUUGUAACUCCGUAAUUUCUUUAAUGCUGGUAGAAAUACGAAUGCAAGUUACAAGCAGAAAUAGAAGCUAAUUUCUUUAAUUUUUUCCUAUUUUAAUGUAUAUUGUUUGUUAUUAUAAAUAUUUUUUAUUAAA
Molecule: messenger RNA, 3377 nt
Organism: Stegodyphus dumicola
Lineage: Eukaryota; Metazoa; Arthropoda; Arachnida; Araneae; Eresidae
Product: sucrase-isomaltase, intestinal-like
Biological process (GO): carbohydrate metabolic process
Molecular function (GO): carbohydrate binding; alpha-1,4-glucosidase activity
Source: RefSeq, a predicted model, not a curated record